UACAAUGGCCGGUGAUUCUAGGAACGCUAUGAACCAGGACAUGGAGGUUGGAGGCACUCCCAGGGACCCUAAGAAGAUUCCCAAACAAGCUCGAGAUUAUGUCCCUGUUGCCACAGACCGCACUCGCUUGCUGGCAGAAGGCAAGAAGCCCCGGCAACGCUACAUGGAGAAGAGUGGCAAGUGCAACGUACACCACGGUAAUGUGCAGGAACCCUGCAGGUACCUGAGCGACCUCUUCACCACCCUGGUAGACCUCAAGUGGCGCUUUAAUCUGCUUGUCUUCACCAUGGUCUACACCAUCACUUGGCUGUUCUUUGGGUUCAUCUGGUGGCUUAUUGCGUACAUACGCGGCGAUCUGGACCAUGUGGGUGACCAAAACUGGAUUCCAUGUGUUGAAAAUCUCAGUGGUUUUGUGUCUGCUUUCCUUUUCUCCAUCGAGACGGAAACCACAAUUGGAUAUGGCUUCCGGGUCAUCACAGAGAAGUGCCCGGAAGGGAUCAUUCUCCUCUUGGUCCAGGCCAUCCUCGGUUCCAUCGUCAAUGCCUUCAUGGUGGGGUGUAUGUUUGUUAAGAUCAGUCAGCCAAAGAAGAGAGCUGAAACCCUCAUGUUUUCCAACAACGCCGUCAUCUCCAUGCGCGACGAGAAGCUCUGCCUCAUGUUCCGGGUGGGUGACCUCCGAAACUCCCACAUCGUGGAGGCCUCCAUCCGGGCCAAGCUCAUCAAGUCCCGGCAGACAAAAGAAGGAGAGUUCAUCCCCUUGAACCAGACUGACAUCAAUGUGGGCUUUGACACUGGGGAUGAUCGUCUCUUCCUGGUGUCACCACUCAUCAUUUCUCAUGAGAUCAACGAGAAGAGCCCGUUCUGGGAGAUGUCCCGCGCUCAGCUGGAUCAGGAAGAGUUUGAAGUUGUGGUCAUUCUGGAAGGGAUGGUGGAGGCCACCGGCAUGACUUGCCAAGCACGGAGUUCCUACAUGGAUACUGAGGUACUCUGGGGCCACCGCUUCACACCUGUCCUAACCUUGGAAAAGGGCUUCUAUGAGGUGGACUACAACACCUUCCACGACACCUACGAGACCAACACUCCAAGCUGCUGUGCCAAGGAGCUGGCUGAAAGGAAGCGGGAAGGCCGGCUCCUCCAGGACCUCCCCAGCCCGCCCUUGCUGGGGGAUUGUACUGAAGCAGGGCCAGACGUGGAGGUGGAACAGCAGGACAGAGAGGAUGAGCCUGAGGGGCUUAGAGGACCCCAGGGGACAAGGGGCUCUGUGUGAGGACUGCAGUCUCCCCACAACCUCCCUUUCCUGGCUCUGUAGCAACCAGGAGGGUGAGUUAGCUCAAAUAUGGUGUUGUGGAACUAUGGAACUAUCAGGCUCUGUGGGGAGGGACAGUAUCUCCAUCCUUCAUUUUCCAGCUUAGUGCCUCCCUGAGAAGGCAGCCUCUUUCCUGGACCCACCAUGGCAGUGUUGCCUCUUUCCCCCAGCCUCUGUCAGCUCUGGCUAAGGGUCAUGGCUCAUUUCCCUCAGUGAAAGUUACAGGGUCACCUCUGUCCUCACAGGACCCUCUCUCUGCCUUCUAGUCUUGGGUUGCUUCUGUUCUUGAGGGGUUGACACCAGAGAGGGUGGCCCCCACCCUCUCCUCAAGCCUACCACCCUAAGGCAUGCAGUGGAUGCAGAAGGGACCAAUCCUGCCUCCCUGGGGUCCCACAUGUUCAGGUCUGGGAUGGGCAUAGAGUGCCUAUAAGGGAGUGAAAUCUGUCCAAGUCAUGCGAGCAAUCCCUUUAAACCUGAAAUCAACCACCAUUUGUUGACUGCUACAGAGUAUAAGACACCUGUCAUUUUCUGUGAGUUGGGAACAUUUUCCCCUCUGCUGUUCUGUAUCCAAUAUAACCUAUUGUUGGAUUGAUCUUGUCAGAGUGACUGUGAUCAACUCACAUAAAUGAGUGUGGACAUGCCUAAUACAUAGCUGGCACAUUCUCAAUCAAAAAGAGGAAUUUUUUCCCUAGAAGCUUUGGUCCAAGAACCUCAAAGUACUUACAACUUUCCCUGUGGGCUUCUUCCAGAACCUCAGGAUGCCUCUGGUGCGAUCUGGGGGAAGGCUGAGUUUCAGAGGGAAAGAUGAGUCUGUGACUGCUGAAACAGGAAGGGUCAGAGGGCAGAAAAAGGACAAUAUAUAAAACUUCAAAAUAAACACCUGUUCAAGUUG
Echinops telfairi (small Madagascar hedgehog) is the source of this 2198-nucleotide messenger RNA. It is a transcript of the gene KCNJ5, whose product is annotated as potassium inwardly rectifying channel subfamily J member 5. Gene Ontology annotation, molecular function: G-protein activated inward rectifier potassium channel activity. The record is from RefSeq and is a predicted model, not a curated record. Gene Ontology annotation, biological process: regulation of monoatomic ion transmembrane transport; potassium ion import across plasma membrane. Bases 5 to 1267 code for a protein of 420 amino acids. Gene Ontology annotation, cellular component: plasma membrane. The transcript is spliced from 2 exons. NCBI's taxonomy places the organism in Eukaryota, Metazoa, Chordata, Mammalia, Afrosoricida, Tenrecidae.